AUGAAAAUGCAAUAAGAAGACAAGGAGCUAGAUGAAUUACUAUUAGAUGACUCGUCUUAGAUUGGCAAGUAAGAUUAGAAACAACAAGUCAAAUCAAAGAGGACAGUUAUUGCCAAAAAAGGCAGCUAAUUCAAACAGAUCCAGGACUUUCAAGAGUUUGCUGACGAUGUAGCAGAUUAAAUCUAAUCUUUUUAUGAGAACUGUGAUAAAAUCUAAGAGCUAUACCCGAAGUUAAGGAUAAACCAGAUCAAUAACUUUAAAAACGACAUUGAUGACAUUGUCGGUUUCGAACUAGAUGAGUUACACUAUUACAUGACCAGGGUUCAUCAUUUGUCACUGACUAAGUUUGUCUACACCUGGCAAGAAUUUAUGGAAAAAGUCCUUCCUGCUUAUGGCAGAUACGCAACAAGAAUGAGAGUGAUGGGAAGAGACAAUUACUAUCUUGUUGGAAAAGAUCUAGAAGAGGGAAACAUUUAGGAGGAGGAAGAUCAAGACGAGGAUGGGGGCAUGAAGCUAGUCAAGAAUAGCUAUGGAGCAUAUGAGAUGGUGCCAACAGAAAAUACAACUCAAGAUAAAGAUUAGAACGAGGAAGAGAAGGCAAAGUUGAGAAGCAGAGGAUAAGAAAUAUUUCAGAUGAAACUCGAUAAGCACUUUGAUAAGAUUAAGGAGGUAUUUUUAUAAUGCUGUGGCAAUAAAAAGAAAAAGGACGGAGCAAUGCAAACUAAGACUACUAUUUAAACUAUUAAUGAAACUGAUGCUCCAAAAGAUCAAAUGAAGCUGAUUAAGUUGAACAGAUUUGUUGAUGAUUUAGCCUACAUAUGUGGGUUAGUGUUCAUAUACUUUGAGCGAUACUUAGCCAAUGGAAUUAUUGAUCAGAGAUCUCAAAAGGAAUUCGUUAAGAAGCUAAAACAUAAACUUUGGCUUGAGGCUCAUGAAGAGGCAGCCAAGAGUGAUUAGAAGCUAAAACAUAACAUGACUGAAAUCAUAAAAUCCUAGAAAAUUCCAGCAUCACAAGCUUCAUCAAGAAAAUCUUAGCCCUUAUUGCCUGUAUUGAAGAAAAAAGAAACUAACUUUGAUCAGAAAAUCAAUGAAAAUAGAGAAGAUUAGGAGACCAAGAUAAGGUUUGAAGAUGAAUUGUACAAGAAGGAGAAGAAUGAUAUGCGAAUUUCAUUUGACAUGUUUGUCAGAGUACUUGAAAAUAUCUUUGAAGAAGACACCAACUUGGUAGCUAUAGAUUCAAAUCACGAACUUGAUGAAUACUUUAAGCAGUAACUGGAAUAUGAGAAGCAUAUGAAUGAUGACAACUAUGAUCCCUUUUAGAAUGAGCUUUAGCAACAGAUAGAGCAUUAUGAGAAGAUGCUUGGAAUAAAUCAGAUGACUGCCGAGUAUCCACCAUUAAAUAUGCUUCCAAAAGCAUUUGAGUUUAAAUCAUAAAAUGAGAAAGAUAUCACAGUAAAACUGCUAGAGCAUGCCAAAUAAUAAUUAGCUGAUUAUCUUUAAGCAAAAGCAAAUCAGAUAGCAUACUUAGAUAUGAAAAGUAAUCAGAACUAGACUCUAGAAUAGAUGAGAUAGAGAUCAGUGCGCUAAAUCUUUUACUUCUAUACUGGCUAGCAUUGGAAAUGGAAUAUGAGUUUCGAUUAGUUGAUGGAGAAGAAAAGUUUACUGGACUUCGGUGAGUUCAACAUAUUCUGCAAGGAUUUUAAGGUGCCACUGCCAAAGAGUAAAAUUUAGAUAGUGUUCAAGAAGUGCUCAGUCAAUCAUAGACCGCAUGAAUUGGAAUAAUUCUCUAAGGCGUUGGAAACUCUAGGAGUUGAAGUAAACACUUUUAAAAUUGAACAGAUGGAAAAAAGACUUGAAGAGAUUGGAAAGAUUGAAAAGCUAAGAAGAGAGAGGCAAAUGAAGAAAAUUGAGAAGGUAAAGAGACUUAAUGAUGGUAAAUAGUUUCAUGAUCUUCUCCAAAAGCUUGAAUAAUCUGCAAUACUAGAAGAAGAGAAAGAGGAUGAAGCUAAUGAGAAAGAGAAGUAGAAUAAAGAGGAAAAACCUCCAAAGGACACUGGAAAGAGUGUAACUGAAGAGACUAAGAAGGAUGCAGAUGAGACUAUUCAAUGGGAUAAUUUGCAAAACCAAACAGUGAAUCUUGAUGAAUCAAUUGCAUUGACUUAGGCCCCAAUUGUAGGCUAAUAAGAAGGUAAGGCUCGAAGAAACUCAUAGAUGAGUAUGGGUAAAAAAUCUAUCAUUCCAACUUAAUCAGUAGCUAAGGCCUCAAUGAAGUCACAAUAAUCAAAUAGAACUUAGAAUAGACUAGCUUUCGAAGAGUAAUUGCAACUAGACAAACUGGGAAAGCUAGACUCUAGACUUCCUGAGCCAAUCAGUGUGGAAAAGAUAAAAUUGUAGUAGCAGGUCAACUAGCUUAAAGCCAAAACUGAACGCUAACUCAUAGAUGAGUUCUUUGAAUUCCUUGAACUUCAUGAUCUGACUCUUUACAGAGUAAAGCUUAAAGGCCUGAGAGUGAAUCCAUUUGACAUGAGAGACAACUACCAGAGAAUAGCUGCUGGAGAGAUGAGAAACCGUGAAUUGCAAAGAGCUAAACUAACAGCUGAUCAGAUCAGAGAAAAAGUGCAGGUAAUGAGAGAUAAAAGACUCAGAGAGUAGAAAGUAAGAGAGAUGAGGGAAAAGAAAAAACAAGAUGAUCAAAGAGUUCAGCAGCAAAAGGCUUAUGAGCUCAAUAGAAAGAAAAGAGCUUCAGAUGAGGCCUAGAAAAUGCAAUAGCUGCAGUAAUUAAAGCAUGGUAUAUCCUAGCCUUAACCAGUCUAGCUGGGUGAAAAGCAGACUUAUAUGGAUGUUAGAAAUAAACAGCUAGGCAUUGCCCCUGAGGAUACCAAGAAUCUUAAACUGACUCUUGAAGAUCUGGAGCGAAUGAACUACGAAGACAUCUGGGAAAACAAGCCAGAUGACUUCAAGCCUUCAGAUUUUUUCAAUGAGAGUCGUAAAAAGGGCAAAGGCAAAAAGCAUCAUAGCAAGGCAAGGUAUGAUAAGAAUAACUAGGGGUAGAAUCUAAAUGAUAGUGUGGAUUCGACUCUGCACCGUAUGGUAGUUGGAGAUGAGUCCUUUGACAACAGAAAUGAAAAGCUCUACAAUAUUAAGAAGGAAAGAAAGUAAUAGGAGCAAUUAGCACAAAACUAGCAGAAUAAUUAAAACUAAAAUUAGCAGAAGAAGAUUAGAAUAGAUAAUUAACCAAAGACUUAAGGAGGAGCAGUUACAGAACGUAGCAAGAGAGGGGGAAAUUAACCCUUAUAAAAUCAAUAGCCUGGCAGAAGAAGAGGCACUACACCUGACUUAUCUAGAAAUCAUCAAUAAUAGUAGAGAUCUAAAAGUAAUCAUAAAGUCAAUAAAUCUCUUAAUAAAUCAUCAAUUUCAGGCCAUAGUAAAUCACCAAAGCGCAAGCAAUCUAUGAACCCCAAAGCUCAUCAAUCUCUAGAUUUACAAUCAAUGAAGAACAAACGAAGCGGUUCAAGUAAAAACCUCUUAGCAGGCUUGCAGCCAAAUAGUGUCAAGAACUAAAAGAUGCUAGCUAUAUAGUAUCCUGGCUCAGUUAUUCAAAACAAGUCAAAUGUCAAGACAGCUGGAGGACUUGGUGUCUCUCACAGUGUUGCAAAUCUUAAGCAGAAAAUAGCAGGUAGCUAGAGUUAAGUUGUACCUUACAACCCUAAGCAUGUUCCAAUGACUCAGAUAUAAAACAAUAAAUACAAGGUAAAUGAACAAGGGUUGAUAAAGGCGUAGCAACUGGAUAGUAAAUAAAAAAUCAAAGCUAAUAUUAACAUGGCUAAUAUUCUCAAGAUGCAUGAUAAGUAAAUCGAAAAAGGUCUAAACACAGCCAGAAGAUGA
Messenger RNA from Stylonychia lemnae, 3885 nucleotides. NCBI's taxonomy places the organism in Eukaryota, Ciliophora, Spirotrichea, Sporadotrichida, Oxytrichidae. The record is from the annotation of a GenBank genome assembly.